UUGUUUAUUCAAAAUUAUGAAAAUGAAUUCGGAAGAGGCAGAAAAUAACAGUGAUUUUUUCUUACGUGAAAUUCCAAACAUUAAAAUAGGUCGAGAAAAGAAAACGGAAGUAUCUAAAAAGGUAGUAAAAGAAGAAUUGCAAGUUCUUCGUUUGAGCAGUCAUUCUCAAAAGCUCAUUUUAAAAACCCUGAAGUAUAUUUAUGGACCUGAUUUUACUUUAGAUGAUGCACUCAAAUACAAGGAUCAAGGAAAUCAGCAGUUUAGAAAAAAAUUUUGGGUAGAAAAGAGAGGACUAGUUGUUAAAGGAAGUUUAAAUAAUUGUUCAGAUUCUAAUUCAAAUAAUGAAGCUGAACAAAUAAAAGAGUUUGCUAUACUUAGGCUAGAAAGCUAUGGAUUCCAUAAGAAUCAUUGUAAAGAAGCAUUAGAAUAUUGUGAGGAAAAAUUAGAAGAUGCCUUACAGCUUUUAUACCAAAAAUACUUCAAAACAACAAAUAAAAGGAUUAUGCUGGAUCAUACUGACGAAGAAAUAACAGAACAACGUCAAGAUGAAAAAGAAGUUUUAACAUCAAUAUUUGAAGCUGCAUUUCAAGAAAAAAUUUCUAAUUCAGUGUGGUUAGUAAAAGUUGAUUUAGAUUAUUUAGUCAAAUUAUUCAACCCCAAGAAACCAGAUAUUAAAAAAAACAGUUCCAUAAAGCCCAAAGAUAUUUGUAGAAAUUUUAAAAAAGGUCACUGUAAGUAUGGAAAUAAAUGCCGUUUUUUACAUGAAGAACUUUCAACACCUAAGGAUAUAAACGCCCACUUAAAUAAACAUGAAUUUAGUUUGGAAUUUAGAUUCCCCGAGGGCAACAAAUACCCCUUUGAACCUCCAUUGAUAUUCCUUAAAACAAACUAUCCAUUUCCAGAAUUUUUCUGUCUUAAUAUAAGUAAAAGACUAUACUUAGAAGCCAUUGAAUUUGCUAAAGAUGGGAUAGCAAGUGUUUACCCUAUUGUAGAAUUUAUAAACAACAAAGAAGCAAUGCUGGAAUACAUAAACAAUGCAAGAAUUAACUUUCCACCUUCUGAUGAAAGCAUAUUUUCUGAAGAAAAUGAAAAGGAAACAGAGUUACCUAAGGGACCUUCUCAUUAUGACAAAGGUAUAACAAAUGUUGAUAAGAAAGUUUAUUGUACUCAAAAAGUCGCUACUGAAGAUAAAAAAAUUAUUCAGAGUUUUUUGAGCCGACAAGGGGGUGAAAAAUAUAAAGAAAUGCUAAACUGCCGAAAAAAUCUUCCUGCGUGGAAACUAAAAAAUAAUAUUCUAAACACACUUGAAUCUGCACAGAUUGUAGUUAUUAGUGGAGAAACUGGUUGUGGAAAAAGUACUCAAGUGCCGCAAUAUAUUUUGGAUGAUUGGAUAACAAAUUACAAUAAAAAGCAAGGAAAACAUGUUGAAAUAAUUUGCACACAACCAAGAAGGAUAUCUGCCAUUGGGGUUGCGGAACGUGUUGCAGAAGAAAGGAUUGAAAAAGUUGGACAAACAGUUGGUUAUCAAAUUCGAUUGGAAAGUAAAAUUUCUAAUAGUACGAGACUUACGUUUUGUACCACUGGAAUUUUACUGAGAAGAUUAGAAAGUGAUCCUUUUCUUUCUUCCGUCUCUCAUGUAAUUGUAGAUGAGGUUCAUGAAAGGAGCGAAGAGAGCGAUUUCUUAUUACUCAUAUUAAAAGAAAUGUUACUCGUCCGAAAAGAUAUUAAAGUUAUACUCAUGAGUGCAACAUUAAACUCGGGUUUAUUUUCCGAUUAUUUCUCAAACGUGCCUAUCUUGGAAAUACCCGGACGAACGUUUCCGGUUGAACAAUAUUUUCUGGAAGAUAUUUUAGAAGAAACUGGCUAUAUAUUGGAAGAAAAUACUCCGUAUACUCGUCCUAUUAAAAAGUUACCUGAAACUUUUGAAAUAGACCUUCAAUCAAGCGAAGUAAAUAAUUUAAAUAAACCGAAAGAUAAUAUAAAAGAUGAAUGUUUAAAUUUCGGACAAUUACUUGCCAGAUAUGAAGGAUAUAGUCGACAAACUUGUAAAAAUUUGUAUUUAAUGGAUCCAGAAAAGGUAAAUUUAGAUUUACUUGAAUCGGUAUUAUCGUGGAUAGUUGAUGGAGAUCAUAAUUAUCCAAGAGAAGGAACAAUAUUGAUAUUUUUACCAGGAAUUGGUGAAAUAACUGCUCUUUAUGACCAACUUAAAGUGCAUCCCGAUUUUAGUCCUAGAUAUGGAAGAUAUGUUAUUUUACCACUACAUUCUUCAUUGACGAGUGAAGAACAGGCAUCAGUUUUUAGAAAACCGAAGAAUGGAGCUAGAAAAAUUGUUAUUUCUACGAAUAUUGCGGAAACAUCUGUGACAAUUGACGACUGCGUUUUCGUUGUAGAUGCCGGAAAAAUGAAAGAAAAAUAUUUUGAUUCCUCACGUAACAUGGAAAGUUUGGAACUUGUUUGGGAGACGAAAGCGAAUGCGUUACAAAGAAAAGGGAGGGCGGGACGUGUUAUGCCAGGCGUUUGCAUACAUCUUUUCACAAAUCAUCGAUUUAAACACCAUUUUAAGCCUCAACCGAUACCUGAAAUUCAAAGAAUAUCGCUUGAACAGUUGAUUUUGCAUAUAAAAAUUUUACCGAAUUUCGAAGAUAGAACUGUUAACGACGUUUUAGAUAAACUAAUUGAACCACCAGAAAUAGAAAAUAUUAAUGCAGCUAUAUUUCGUUUACAAAACGUUGGCGCAUUAGAUGACGAUAAUAAUUUGACACCUCUAGGGCAACAUUUGGCAGCGUUACCGGUUGAUGUUCGAAUCGGCAAACUGAUGCUUUAUGGAGCUAUAUUUUCAUGUGUAGACGCAACUUUAACAAUUGCAUCAUGUUUAAGUUAUAAGAGUCCAUUCGUAACACCUUUUGACAAAAAAGAGCAAGCUAAUGCAAAAAAGAGGGACUUUGCCUUAGCAUGCAGUGAUCAUUUAACUGUUUUAAGGGCAUACAGGAGGUGGCAAGAAGUGUCCCGAAAAGGUCGAUUAGCCGGACAAAACUUUGCCAACGAAAAUUAUCUCUCUAUUAAAACAUUAGAAACAUUAGCCGAUACGAAACACCAAUUUUUGGAAUAUUUAGUUAGCAUAAACUUCGUACCAGUCGACUUAACUGUUUAUCGUCACCGGUCUGGUACCGACAAAGUUUUGGAAAUUACAAAAUCUGAGUUUAACAGGAAUGAUAACAACGCCAAAAUCUUAUCCGCAAUUUUAUGCACUGCCCUUUAUCCUAAUGUGGUAAAAGUGUUGACGCCGCAGAAAACCUAUAUUGCCAGUGUAGCUGGGGCUGUUGUCAAAGAAACGGAAGCGAAAGAAUUAAAAUUUAGGACAAUUAAUGAAACAGUGUUUAUUCAUCCAAGUUCUGUGAAUUUUAUUGUAAAAGAGUUUUCUAGUCCAUAUCUUGUAUUUCAAGAAAAAGUGAAAACUAGUAAAAUAUUCAUCAAAGAUUGCACAAUGGUGCCUUUUGUUCCUUUAGUUCUUUUUUCGGGUUGUAUACCUAGAAUCAGUGUCCAUAACGGGAUAACAUAUCUCUCCCUUGAAGAUGGAUGGAUAAUGUUUCAAGUAGAAAAUCAUCAGGUAGCCGAAAUGAUAAAAGUUAUCCGUUUGGAACUGCUAGAACUUCUAAAAGAAAAAAUUAAGGAUCCACUCUUAAAUUUACAAAAUCACGAAAAAGGAGAAAAAAUAAUUUCAACGAUCAUCCAGGUUGUCACAAAUGACUGACAAUAACUUGUAUUGCUAAUGUAAAUAUGUAAAAAAUAAAAAUUUAUGUUUGUA
Agrilus planipennis (emerald ash borer) is the source of this 3805-nucleotide messenger RNA. RefSeq names its product putative ATP-dependent RNA helicase DHX57. Lineage: Eukaryota; Metazoa; Arthropoda; Insecta; Coleoptera; Buprestidae. Bases 17 to 3751 code for a protein of 1244 amino acids. The record is from RefSeq and is a predicted model, not a curated record. Gene Ontology annotation, molecular function: protein binding; RNA binding; ATP binding. The transcript has 12 exons. Gene Ontology annotation, cellular component: intracellular anatomical structure.